AUGGACCCAUCUAUGCCAAUUGUUAUCGAUAACGGUACCGGUUUCGUUAAAACUGGUUACGCUGGCUCGAAUUUCCCAGAGCACGUAUUCCCUUCAAUCCUCGGUAGACCAAUCCUUAGAGCCGAAGAGAGAGUCGGUAGCGCAGAAAUAAAGGAUCUUAUGAUCGGUGAUGAGGCUGAACAGUACAGAACUUAUCUUCAAGUCACCUCCCCACUCGAGCACGGUGUCAUCAAGAAUUGGCCUGAUAUGAAGAAAUUAUGGGACUACACUAUUUAUGAUAAGCUCCGUAUUGAUCCUUCAGGCAGAAAAGUUCUCCUUACCGAACCACCAAUGAACCCACUUGCAAACAGAGAGAAGAUGUGUCAAGUUAUGUUCGAGGAGUACGGCUUUGAUUAUGUUUACAUCGCUAUUCAAGCUGUAUUGACUCUUUACGCACAAGGUCUUCAAACAGGUGUUGUCGUGGACUCUGGUGAUGGUGUCACCCAUGUUGUUCCAGUUUAUGAAGGUUUCGCCCUCCCUCAUCUCACAAAGCGUCUUGAUGUCGCAGGUCGCGAUGUCACCAGAUACCUUAUCAAGCUCCUCCUCAUGCGUGGAUACGCUUUCAAUAGAACGGCUGACUUCGAAACAGUCCGUGAAAUUAAGGAGAAGCUUUGCUUCACUAGUUAUGAUUUAGAAGCAGAUAAGCAGCUCGCAGAAGACACAACCACUUUGGUAGAAUCUUACACCCUCCCUGAUGGUAGAAUCAUCAAGAUAGCCAACGAGCGUUUCGAAGCGCCUGAAUGUAUGUUCCAGCCCCACCUCGUCGACGUUGAGCAACCAGGUAUUGCUGAAUUACUUUUCAACACCAUUCAAUCAGCCGCUGUCGAUACUAGAUCUGAAUUAUACAAACAUAUCGUCCUCUCAGGUGGUAGCAGUAUGUAUCCGGGUCUUCCAUCACGUUUAGAAAAGGAGGUCAAACAGCUUUACCUCCAAAACGUUGCUGGUGGUAAUCCAGAGCGUCUGAAGAAUCUCAAAAUUCGUAUUGAGGACCCACCACGGAGAAAGCAUAUGGUUUUCGUUGGUGCUGCUGUUCUUGGUCAAAUUAUGGCACAACGUACCAACGAUUUCUGGGUCUCAAGGCAAGAAUGGCUCGAAGAAGGCCCAAGAGUUUUGCAAAAGUUACACUAA
Wallemia mellicola CBS 633.66 is the source of this 1167-nucleotide messenger RNA. Its product is annotated as Actin/actin-like protein. Gene Ontology annotation, cellular component: actin cortical patch; Arp2/3 protein complex. Gene Ontology annotation, biological process: Arp2/3 complex-mediated actin nucleation. Gene Ontology annotation, molecular function: actin filament binding. The transcript is spliced from 5 exons. The record is from RefSeq and is a predicted model, not a curated record. Bases 1 to 1167 code for a protein of 388 amino acids. Lineage: Eukaryota; Fungi; Basidiomycota; Wallemiomycetes; Wallemiales; Wallemiaceae.